Molecule: messenger RNA, 2442 nt
Organism: Grosmannia clavigera kw1407
Lineage: Eukaryota; Fungi; Ascomycota; Sordariomycetes; Ophiostomatales; Ophiostomataceae
Product: biotin apo-protein
Exons: 3
Coding region: 1-2442 (813 amino acids)
Biological process (GO): protein modification process
Cellular component (GO): cytoplasm
Molecular function (GO): biotin--[biotin carboxyl-carrier protein] ligase activity
Source: RefSeq, a predicted model, not a curated record
AUGGCCGCACGGAAGCUCAACGUGCUCGUCUAUUCGGGUACCGGCACGACAUCCGAGUCAGCCCGGCACUGCCUGCUGGCGCUCCGACGGCUGCUGUAUCCGAACCACGCGGUGAUACCGAUCAACGAGGCCGGCUUGACCAAGGAGCCAUGGCCGGCGACGUGUGCGCUGCUCGUGAUGCCGGGCGGCGCAGAUCUGGGCUACUGCCGGGUGCUCAACGGCGCGGCCAACCGCCGGAUCAGUCAAUAUGUCCGCGGCGGCGGGCAUUACCUGGGCUUCUGCGCUGGAGGCUACUAUGGCAGUGGCGUGUGCGAGUUUGAGGUCGGCAACCCGGCGCUCGAAGUGGUUGGUCGGCGCGAAUUGGUCUUCUUUCCGGGAAUUUGUCGCGGCGGCGCCUAUGAAGGCUUCUCGUACCGCGACGAGUCUGGCGCCCGGGCUGUGCAGCUGGCCAUCCAUACCGAUUCUUUCGGCGCCGUGUCCGACACGUUGCCAUCGACCUGCUGCAGCUACUACAACGGCGGCGGCGUCUUCGUGGACGCGGCCAUAGCCGCCAACGUGCAGGUGCUGGCCAGCUAUCCCGACGACAUUGCCGUCGAUGGCGGCAGCAACGGUGGCCGGGCAGCCGUGGUUUACUGUGCUGUCGGUGAAGGUGCGGCCCUGUUGACGGGGCCCCAUCCAGAAUUCGAACCCGCCAACCUGUCCGAGCAGCCCGACCUGCCUGGCUACAGUGCCAUUCUCGCAGAGCUGCGGCACGAUGACGAGCUCCAGGCGCGCUCCCGCUUCCUCCGCGCCUGUCUCGUCAAGCUGGGCCUCGACGUGGGCAGCGGCAAUGUUGCGUUGCCGCGUUUGACCUCGCUGCACGUGACCUCGCUUUACCCAGACGAGGCUCAAGAGCUGGUGCAGGCGUGGGACGAGGUGCUGACGCGCGAGGGCAACGACAUGUUCUUCCGCGGUGGUGACACGUUCCGCGUACUGCAGCCCGACGUCGGCACGUCGGCGUGGCCGGCAGCCCUGAAUACGGCCGUUGGCCCGGGAAAGCACCAGCCGUUCUGCACGGCCAUGCUGAUGGACCUGGCCGACCGGGCGCUGCGAUACCCGAAGCUGGCGGCGCUGAUUAAGCGGGUGGCCGCCAUCAACAACACAUCUGCGCCGGACGAGGACCAGAACACGUUCCGAGCCGUCCUCGGUGCCGUGGCUGCGCACGAAGAAGAGGGAGGAAACCCGUCAGCAGAGCGAGGCGACAGCAGCCAGCGACGCGCGCUGUUUGACGACAUGGUCGACGCAAUCCGCCGAGCCGUAGCGCAGGUGCUGCCUCGCGAUGGAGCCGGGGCCAUGGUGACGAUCCCGGAGCUGGACCUGGCCGUCCGACAGGAGAUUUGGGCCGGUCCGCAGCACUCGGGCACAGCAGAAGAUGACGAUAACGAAACGGUCCGCCGGCUGAUCGUGUACGAGGCUACAUGGCCGACGCGCGUGGCCGCCUUCGACUACGGCACCUUCUACCGGGCGCUGGAGCACUACCGACAGACGCUGCCGACAUCAGCCACGGACGGGCACGAGUUCCAAUGGGGCAACCAGCUGAUGUACGGCCGCGUGGUCGGCAGCACCAACACGCUGCUGGAGCGCAACGGGCGACUGACGGCGACGCUGCCGACGGGCUUCACGCUAACGGCGACGACACAGCUAGCAGGCCGUGGCCGCGGCGCCAACGUGUGGCUAGCACCCGACGGCCAGCUAAUCCUCUCGACGGUGAUCCACCACCCGCUGCGGUUCGCCGCGGGUGCCGACCGGCCGGUCGUCUUCCUGCAGUACCUGGCGGCCAUUGCGAUCGUGGAGGCGGUCGAGGCAUAUGGCCCCGGCUUUGACCGUCUGGGCGUGCGGCUCAAGUGGCCCAACGACGUGUACGCGCCCGAUCCAGACGCGAAAGGGGGGUCAGACGCGCCGUAUGUCAAGAUCGGCGGGAUCCUGGCUCACUGCUCCUAUGCCGACGGUCAUUACCAGGUCGUGCUGGGCAUCGGGCUCAACGCGACGAACGGACGGCCGACGACGAGCCUAGCAGCACUUGCGGCUCGCCACGGACUCGGACUCGGACGCGAACAGCCCGCCAACGACGCGGUCGUGCUCGAGCGGCUGCUGGCCUGCCUCCUGACCCGGCUCGAGGCCGUGUACAGGCAGUUUUGCCGCGACGGCUUCAGCGGCGACCUCGAGACGCGCUACUACCGCCACUGGCUGCACGCAGACCAGGUAGUCACGCUCGAGGCCGUCGUGGGCCAGCCGCGUGCCCGCGUGCUCGGGAUCACACCUGACUGGGGGCUGCUGCGCGUGGCCGAGGUGGUGUCGGACGGGCCGGGCACGACUGAGCGGUCGACCGGACGGGUGUGGAAGCUGCAGAGCGACGAGAACAGCUUCGACUACUGGAAGGGCCUGAUCCGGACAAAGACGUAG